AUGCUGCGCUUAGAUCGAGGAGGAGAGUUCCUCGGGAAGAUUUUCACCGACUUCUUGGUCGGAAAGGGGAUCGUCCACGACCUUACCUGCCCGUACACCCCGCAGCAGAACGGCAUGGCGGAGCGGGAGAUAAGAACGGUGGUGGAGUCGGUGCGGACAAUGCUGCUGCACAUGGGUGUGCAGCACCACUGGUGGCACCUCGCUCUGCGGCAGGCCGGCUGGAAGCUCCUCGACAUCGACGCCAACCGGUUGGUCACCACGUCGGACGUGGUGUUCUACGAGGACAUGUCGCUGGAGGUGUGGAAGUCGGAGCACGUGCCGGUGUUAGGUCGGACGCCUACUACCUCGCCGACUGACACCUCGAUGGCGACGCUGCCUCUGCUCACCGAGGUCGGUGAGCUUGCUGCUGAGGACGCCGAGGUCGUCCGUCCUCCUUCCCCUUCUCCUACGACUCCUGCCCCUCCCCUCGUGGCCGACUUGCCUGGGCUGGCCUCGACGUCGAUCUCCGGUGAUGAGGGGAGACGUGGGGCGUCACCUGUGGCGCCGGCCCCAAGCAUCGCCGGUGGCCGACGUGAUGCCGUGAAGCAGGUGGUGCAGCCGACUUUGGUGAGGCCAGUGAAGGAGACGCCGCCUGCAGAACAACAGCUGACAGGGGAGCAGACGGCAGUGACGUGGACCAAGGAGCAGUCAGCGACCGGGCAGUCGGCUGGGACGCCGACCACAGGGGAGCAGUCGGCUGGGACGCCGGCUAAGGAGCAGCAGGACGCCGAGGGCAGCGACGAUAGCGACGAUGGAGGGGACGCCGAGGAGGUCCAGCCAGGACCACGGCGUUCAGGCCGAAUUCGGAGGCCGCCUGACUUCUUCGUCCCCGCUGCCUUCACCACGGUGUACGACGUGGACGAUGAUGACGACGACCUGCUGUACGACGACGCCGAGGAGGAUGAGGAGUUUCCGGAGCUUGACCCCGACAUGCUAGCCGACCCCGAGCACCGUUGGGACAUCUCGACGAUGACGGUGAAAGAAGCAUUGGCAAGCUGGAAGGGCCCGGCGGUGAAGGCCGCUAUGGAGGAGGAGAUUCGUAGCCUCAUCAACAUGGGCACUUGGGAGCUGGUCGAACGCCCGCCGGGGGUGAACGUCAUGAAGAACCGGUGGGUGUUGACGACGAAGUACCACAUCGACGACACCGUCGAGCGAGAGAAGGCAAGGCUGGUCGUGAAGGGCUUCACACAGGUGUACGGCGCCAACUACGAUGAGACGUUUGCGCCGCUCGACAUGAAGAACGCCUUCCUGCAGAGCAAGCUCGAUCGGGUGCUAUACAUGUCCCAGCCGGACUACUUCAAUGACGGAUCCGGCCGGGUGUGCAAGCUGCUGAAGAGCCUGUACGGGCUGAAGCAGUCGCCGCUGUUGUGGUACUUGGCGCUCAACGAUGUGCUGGUCGGCGCCGGGUGGAAGAAGAGCCAGGUCGACGAGGCUCUCUACUUCAAGGUCGGCGAGGGUGGAGUGGCCUGCUGGGUGCUGGUCUAUGUCGACGACUUGCUUGCCGCCAGCAGGAGCGCCGCGAUGCUGAAGAAGCUGAAGGAGCUGCUGGAAGCCGCCUUCGAGCUGCGCGAGAUCUCGCCGAUGCAGAAGUACCUCGGGCUGGAGAUCGUGCGCGACAGGUCGGCGGGGAAGAUGUGGCUGCACCAGCAGGACUACGCCGACAAGCUGCGUAGGCGCUUCAUCGACGAGGAGCAGACCGGGCGCACCCCGAAGACACCGGUCUCGGUCGGCGCCUACGCCGAGCUCACCUUCGACGACGAGGAGGCGCAGGAACGGCAGGAGGAGGAGUACCGGCAGAAGGUCGGCUCGCUGCAUUUCGCGGCGACGACGACGAGGCCGGACAUCGCCUUCGCCUGCAGCAAGCUGGGGAGUGGCCUCACGGUGAGGAGCGACCAGCACUGGUGCAAGGUCGACCGCUGCCUCGCCUACCUCGCCAACACACGUGACAUUGCCCUGGAGUUCGGCGGUGGACCUGAGUCGAUGAAGUUGGUCAGCUACGUGGACGCCGACGACGCUGGUGACAAACAGAAGAGGACGAGCACGGGUGGCUACGUGUUCAUCUACGGAGGGGCUGCAGUCUCCUGGUCGAGCCAGCGCAUCAAGUGCACAACGUUGUCGUCGACCGAGUCGGAGUACGUGGCGGCCACUGAAGCUGGCAAGGAAGGACGCCGCCUUCGCUUCCUCCUCGCUGAGUUCCGGCAGCUGGACGCCGGGAAGCCGACUGUCCUGCGCGUGGACAACAAGUCGGCCAUCACGGUCGCCUAG
Messenger RNA from Closterium sp. NIES-65, 2304 nucleotides. The record is from the annotation of a GenBank genome assembly. Lineage: Eukaryota; Viridiplantae; Streptophyta; Zygnematophyceae; Desmidiales; Closteriaceae.